CGCCGCCGGCAGCGCCGCGCCCGUCCCGGGGAGCGGCGCAGAGCCCGGGAGAUGUUGUCCUCCUGGGGCUUCCCCUGCGGCCGCCUCAGCCUCGCCGGCCGGGCUGCAGCUUGCCGCUCCGCGCUGCUCUGCCAGUGGGCGGCGGCUUCCCCCGCCCCGCCGUGGCUGCCUCUGCUCGGCGGCGCCCACCGGCGCCUACUCGCGCUCGGCGGGCUGAGCCCCUCGGCAGCGGCCGGGCGGGGGGCGGCGGGUGCCGCGCCGUGCGGGACGGGGGCGGCGGGGGGCGGGUUCCGGCCGUCGCGGGUGGCGGUGGUGGUGAAGACGACGCGGUACGAGUUCGAGCAGCAGCGGUACCGCUACGCCGGGCUCUCCGAGGAGGACCUGAAGCAGCUGCUUGCCUUGAAGGGAUCUAACUAUGCUGGUCUGCUGGAACGGCACCGCAUUCAUACAAAAAACGUGGAGCAUGUUGUAGACAGCUUACGGAACGAAAGGAUAGAAGUUCGUCUUGUUAAGCGUCGAGAGUAUAAUGAAGAGACAGUUCGGUGGGCAGAUGCUGUUAUAUCAGCAGGAGGUGAUGGUACAAUGUUGUUGGCAGCCAGUAAGGUCUUUGAUAAAUUUAAACCAGUCAUCGGAAUAAAUACUGAUCCUGAAAGAUCAGAAGGUCACCUGUGCUUGCCUGUGAGAUACACACAUUCAUUUCCUGAAGCACUACAGAAGCUUUAUCGUGGUGAGUUCAGGUGGCAGUGGCGGCAGAGAAUCCGACUGUAUCUUGAAGGAACUGGGAUUAACACAACCCCUGUGGAUUUACAUGAACAACAGCUAAGCCAAGAGCAACACAGCAGGGCUCAUAUAAAUGAAAGAUUCCAGGAUCAAAGGUCUGAUAUUUCUGGUCCACAUCUUCUACCAGUGAGAGCACUCAAUGAAGUCUUCAUUGGGGAGUCUCUUUCAUCCAGGGAGAACUUUAAGUCCUGCAAACCCAGUUUUAAAUUCUCGCUUCAUAGGGCCUCCUAUUAUGAAAUAUCAGUUGAUGAUGGUCCUUGGGAGAAACAGAAGAGUUCAGGGCUUAAUGUGUGUACUGGAACAGGAUCAAAAGCAUGGUCCUAUAAUAUUAACAAGGUUGCACAUCAAGCUAUUGAAGAGAUCCUUAAGAUUGCGAAAGAGCACGGGAAUUUGAAUAUGCCAUUGAACAUGGAACUGGUACAGAAAGUAACAAAUGACUACAAUGAGUCUCUGCUCUACAGUCCAGAGGAACCAAAGAUGUUUUUCAGUGUUCGAGAGCCUAUUGUAAACAGAGUUUUCUCAAGUAGCCGUCAGCGUGGCUUCUCUUCAAAAGUCUGUGUCCGUUCCCGUUGUUGGGAUGCUUGUAUGGUUGUGGAUGGAGGAACAUCUUUUGAGUUCAAUGAUGGGGCAAUAGCUUCGAUAUUGAUUGACACAGACGAUUCACUGUGCACUGUUCUGCUGGAAGAAUGAAGGACCUUGAUGUAUUUUGAUGAAACAUUUAUGGAUCCGUAGAGGGAAACCAUGGGGAUAUCACAAUGCUGCAUUAUAUUGGAAGUUGGCCUUUUCAGAUGCAAGAGCAUUUGGAGGAAGCUUGAAAUGCUUUUCAUUCCUUUGGGUUGGGGAGUCAUUAGCCUGAUAUUUAAGCUCUUUUUGCAUCUAGUGUAAAAUAUGUCUGAAGUGUUACCUCUAACUUCAGUGAAAAUGACAUUUUAACCUGUAAGGCAAACGUGAAAGCUUUGUAAACACAGGUAAAUGGGUUCAAGUAUUAAGUCAGUAGCAUUAAAUAUUCAAAUGUACAGUUUUUUAGUAACAGUCUGGGACUGAUGAAACUAAAUAAUUCAUACAUACACUUUUUGUAGAGAAGUUGACUGUCAAACUAGCAAUUUGAUGCAAGGAUAUAUAGAUUUUGGUAAACCAUGAUGUUGAUGUAAAAGAAAUGAAAAUACAAAUCUUUUGUAUGCUUUUCAAAAAAUUGUACAACUUUGUAGUUUCAUACAAUUUGUGGCAAUUUUUUUUUGUGCUUCCAGUAUUUUUUCUACUUUGUAGAUUUACAUCAAGAGUAUAGGUCUGGUUUAAUACAUCUUAAAUGAGGUAGCUUUUACUUUUUCUGUUUGGCUAGGUAGGGACUUGAAACCCAAAGGUUUUCUUCACUCCUUCAUGAGGAAUGUACACAUUAUAGAAAUCAUGUUGUAGUAGGAUAAAUUCCUUCACUGAAUGGAUUAACUGGAAAGCAGAUAAUCAGAGACAUUAGUGUAUGUAAGUGGCUAUCAUUAAGAAGUAGAUUUAGCCUUAUUAAGUUGAAUGGUUUGGAAUUUUGGGUUUUGAAUUUCUUACAUUUAAAGAAGAAUGAGAUAUGCUGGGUACUAGGAGUUGGAGCACAAGCUAAUGCCAAUGUCUUUCAGUUUUCCCAGCAUGUUUUUACCUUCUCCAGAAAAUUUAAAAAUCCAAUCCUAUGCUGAAUUCUAGUAAUAUGUAAAUGACAACAAAUUAAUUUCAUGUCUCUACUUAUGUCAGGUAAUCACACUGAUAAUAGAAAGAAAAAAAAUAAAAACGCUCUGAUUAAAGAAGAGCAAGUGACCUUUUAAAUCUUUUAGAGAAACUGUGAAACUGUGACUACCUUUUGAAAUCUGCUUGUAAUCGCAUAGGUGAGGCAGAAUUUGACAAAACAAAUAAUCCUACAGCAGGAAAUGUGCAAUGUGACUUGAAAAUACUGUGUUUUGUCUACUACAGAUUGGUUUCCAAGAGUGAGUUGUCUUCAAAUGACUUUCAAAUGAAGAAACUUCUGUAACAGAUGUUCUCAGGUCUAAUGGAAAUGUUCUCCAGUGUGGCAAAUCAGUCAGUGCAUUUAUUGCCACUUGCAAAAUGUAGACUGCUCUUUUUUGGUGGAGGAAAUGGACAAAGGGUUUUUUCCUUUUAGACUUGAGAGUGAAUUUAGAGGAUAUUGAUUUGACCAGACCAUUCAGUUCUAGAAAAAUGUGAAAUUGAUGCAGCUGUCUGAAUAAGCUAUCACUGUGUACAUUUCACCUUCUAAGUGUGCUGCAGGGUUAUUUACACUGUUGGGUUAUUAAGAUUGUAGACCCAGAGGGGAAAACUCAAAUUAGCCAAAUAAGCUUUCAAAAAUUGCUAAGUUCAGGAACUAUUGGAAUAAAGCUCAGACUGUCUAAAACAAUGUGCAAAGUUUGUCUAAAGGUAAAGACACAAGACUAACCUUUCCAAAAGUUGUGUGGAUUCGGGUGUUCUAAGUUAUUCUCAAUCCAUCUGUAAACACUUAGGGAUUGUUUAUGUGCCUCUGUCAAGUUCACUAGUCAGUAUGCUGUUACGAUUCAAAAAAUUCCAAAGCCCACCAAUGCCAUUAACACUAAUUUAUUACUUCCUAGAACUCUACUACUCACUCUUAGAUCAGAUUUAGGUAUUGAACAGCACAGGUAUUUAGGCAUUUGCACAGCAAAUCUAUGGCAGAAAUCCUUUCCCCUGCUUAUUUAGACAUUUGUGUGCUGCAGUGUUUUAAUGGAGACUGGCUAGUCUGAUCCGUAAGCAUACCUCUUAAAUAUGCUUGUCAUUUCUUGUUAUGAAUGUUAAGGCUAAAAGGCAAUGUUUUCAGGCUCUACAGCUCCAAAGUACUAUCUAGAUUAGGACUUAGGAAUUUGACUGUGAAAAUGUUACUAAUUUAGCAAAAUGGAAGCCUGACCUAUUCAUGAGUGGCCUCUACUGAUUUUGUCUGUAUUUAAUUGCAGUUCUGUUGAAGCAUUUACUGGUGAAUGCUUAAAUUGACUAGGAUUCAGAAAUCUAUAAUUAAUAGUAAGCAGCUACCUUUUUCUUCUUAAAGAACUGUAGGACCUUUCCUAAGGAUCCUUUGUGAUGAAGAAUUGCAGUACAGCCAACUUACUUGGUAAACAAUAUUCCAGGAGAGGACUGGUUUAACACUGAUUCAAUCUGCACAGACUGGCAGUGAUUUUUGCACCAUUUCUACUUGCUGAGUCAAGUCCAUGGUAUUUUCAUUUAGUGCUAGUCUACACUGUGUUCUGCUAAACUAGACCUGUUAUUCUUUGCCUAUUUUUUUUCCAAGUGGUGUUUAUACAUUAUGUAAUAAAAAUUAAAAGGUUAAUUGAA
Catharus ustulatus (Swainson's thrush) is the source of this 4110-nucleotide messenger RNA. RefSeq names its product NAD kinase 2, mitochondrial (gene NADK2). The transcript has 12 exons. The coding region runs from base 52 to 1470 and encodes 472 amino acids. The record is from RefSeq and is a predicted model, not a curated record. Lineage: Eukaryota; Metazoa; Chordata; Aves; Passeriformes; Turdidae. Gene Ontology annotation, molecular function: NAD+ kinase activity. Gene Ontology annotation, biological process: NAD+ metabolic process; NADP+ biosynthetic process. Gene Ontology annotation, cellular component: mitochondrion.